CUGCCUUUUACCCGCAGCACACGAGCCCUCUCAGACCGCACACAGAGCAACCAGCACCAUGGCCCACCGACAGAUGAGCAAGAAGCGCCAGUUCGUCGCUGAUGGCGUCUUCAAGUCUGAGCUGAACGAGUUCCUCCAGCGCUCCCUUGGCGAGCAGGGCUACGCCGGUGUUGAGGUGCGCAAGACCCCCAACCGUACCGAGAUCAUCAUCCUCGCCACCCGCACCCAGGAGGUUCUCGGCGAGAAGGGCCGCCGCAUUCGUGAGCUGACCGGCCUCGUCAAGAAGCGCUUCGGCUUCAAGGACAACGUCGAGCUCUUCGCAGAGAAGGUCGCCAACCGCGGCCUCUGCGCCAUGGCACAGUGCGAGAGCCUCCGGUACAAGCUGCUCGGAGGUCUUGCCGUCCGCCGUGCCUGCUACGGUGUGCUCCGCCUUGUUAUGGAGAGCGGUGCCAAGGGUUGCGAGGUCAUCAUCUCUGGCAAGCUGCGUGCCCAGCGUGCCAAGAGCAUGAAGUUUAACGACGGUUUCAUGAUCUCUGCUGGUCACCCCACCCGCGACUACAUCGACACUGCCGUCCGCCACGUUCUUCUGCGUCAGGGUGUGCUUGGUAUCAAGGUCAAGAUUAUGCGGCCAUACGACCCCACUGGCAGGAACGGCCCCUCGACUGUUCUGCCCGAUACGCUUGAGAUCCGUGAGCCUAAGGAGGAGGAUGUGCCAGAGAAGCCCUACGUGCAGCGCCUCGAUGAGGUCCCCGCCACAGCUUAAGCGCUGUGCUGCGCUGUCGUCGGUCGUUGUGUCUUCCCCUCUGUGUGCCUCCCUUUUCCGUUUGAUCGCGUGUUGAAAAUGAACUGAAACACGAACGUGCAAGACAG
Salpingoeca rosetta is the source of this 870-nucleotide messenger RNA. Its product is annotated as 40S ribosomal protein S3. Gene Ontology annotation, biological process: translation; positive regulation of apoptotic signaling pathway. Gene Ontology annotation, molecular function: structural constituent of ribosome; RNA binding. The transcript has 7 exons. The record is from RefSeq and is a predicted model, not a curated record. NCBI's taxonomy places the organism in Eukaryota, Choanoflagellata, Craspedida, Salpingoecidae. Gene Ontology annotation, cellular component: cytosolic small ribosomal subunit; nucleus. The coding region runs from base 59 to 763 and encodes 234 amino acids.